Messenger RNA from Protopolystoma xenopodis, 2424 nucleotides. The record is from the annotation of a GenBank genome assembly. NCBI's taxonomy places the organism in Eukaryota, Metazoa, Platyhelminthes, Monogenea, Polystomatidea, Polystomatidae.
AAGGCCACUUCUUAUGCCACGCCUACGCUUAAUUGGCAGGCUGGUGAUCGGCAAAAGUCAGGUUACUCCUCCAUUGAACACCUUGGAAAGCGGAAAGACGAUCUGUCAUCUCCCCUACUGACUAGUCAGUCUAUCAUGGGCAGGCCAUGCCUAGCCGGUACGCAAACUGCAGCCCAAAUGAUGCCCAAGUCAACAGCCCAUUUCCCCGGCAAUGGCUCUGCUUACACUACCGGCAUCAUUGUCGGUUCCGAGGCUGACACAAGCGUUAUCCACACGGCUCCAGCGAUUUCGGACUCUGUCAGUCUUGACGUAGGCACCUGUUCCGGUACCAUCGGAGCAUGCCAUCCAACUGCUGCAUCAACUCUAGCCAGUCUUACCAAUAGAAACCAAGUAGCUCUUACUGCCGCAAAAGCUAUGUCUACGUCCACUUUGACAGGAGAGGGAAGCCUAGCAAACACCAGCCUUCUAAGUUACAACAGCUUCCAACUGGGUGUUGAUGAUCUCAGCCAUGAUUCAAGUGGCCUUGGGGGCUCUGUAUCUGAAACGAGUCUACCAAAUUGUUCGCUUCUUGAGCACGAAGAACUUGUUGGUUCCACAGCCUCUAAUGGCCGUUUUAGAUGGCCCACGGGCGAAGCUGGUUUCACCACAUUCGGCCGCUCAAGGGGGACAACGCAGCUCACUGGAAUUGUCUCAUCUGGCGCCAACACAAUCACCACUGUCGCCGCUCCAGGUAGCACUAGCACCACAGGGUGUGGCGUAAAUACCGCUACAGCAGGCUCGCUUGCGGAUCUAUCGUCGACUAGUCAGUUCUCUGAUCUUCUCCUACGCGAAGAAGCUGACUCAUUUACCGGAGUUCAUGGGCAAGCUGUCUCUGGCGUAGCCCCGACCUCAGCCUCAGGUAUCACCAACCUUGAUCAGCUGGUGGCGGCAGGCCGCGAAUCGCAGAAGUUGCUUGAUGAAAACAUGGCUUCUGUGGCUCGCUAUGUGGAAGAGUUGACAGGCUGCUACAGCGGUGCUAGUAGUCGCUGGUCGAGUGUAGGUGAUCUUACUAGCCUUCCGCCCGGGGCCACUGCUACUCCUGCAGGGCCCGCGGCCUCCGCCUCGGGGCCAGGGUCAGAUGCACGCUGGGACCUGCUGCAUGAACUGACCAGGUCACCAUAUCCAACCUCGCAAGCACAAGGGCAUACUCAGCCCUAUGCGCAAACUACCACUGCACACCAGCACCAGCAUCUGCCUGGACAUCAGUAUUUUCAGCACCAACACAUAAUACUACCUAAUCCUGGAAGAAAUGGCCCGACAGGAAGUAGAAGUGAUAAAUGCUCAAGGAUAGGGGAGGUUGAAAAGAGUCGAACUGGUCGAGGACAAGAUGAUCGUGAACUGGAGAUGCAUGGAAAUGAGGUGAGCAGAGACAAUGGUAGGCGAAGAAAGUUGUCACUAGCUGACAUGAAGGAGGAGGAAACCGAGGCGGGGCUUGAGGCUGUCCUAAGGAUAAGAGAAAGGGAACGACACCAUCCAAACUAUCGUUCAGAUAGACCGGAGGAGGAGAGAGAGGCGGAUGAAGAAGAGUCGCUAUUGGUUGGACGGGCAGAAAGAUGUAAUGUUGGCCAUUCGGGGAGGACUCAGAUUCGCCAAGUUCCAAUUCCACAGCCUUAUGAUCAGAAUUUGGCUCUAUUAGCUGCAUUGACAGAGAAACUUACCUGCCCAUCUGAUUUGGUAAAAGAUACUGGACUCAAACCAUCCCUAGCUCCGACUUUCGCCCAAAGUCACAACGCUGCCGAGCUUCUUAAUUACUUGCUGCUUAGUCAGAUAUCCACUGGUGCCGGCAUAGCAGGCAUAGGUAAUGGUGUUGCUGGUGGAAUGAGUGGUGGAGCUGUAGGCGACGGCGACAUCCUGCGCCUCGCCUAUCAGUACCUAUUCAGCCAAAGUCCGUCAUCCGGGCCUCCGUCACCGAUGUUUGCUGGCGGACAGACUGGUCAGUUGGUAGGUGAUGAUAUUGCAAUUGACGUGGCCGGACUCCAAAUGCUUUACCAGCAGUUGCUAACGGGAACAGCAUCAACUUUGGGUGCCAGUGCAAUAUUGGGCGGGGAGACCGCCAAUGUGACAGUCAGUCAAGCUUCGGGCAACGCCAGUAUUAACAAUUGCAGUGGAAGCUCACGUCGACAUUCAAAUGAUUCGCUGAGUAUGGUUGGCACAGCUUUAUUGCCUGCUGCAGGUCUAGAAAAUGGUAGUGGGAAGCAGAUGGGUCAAAGUAUCCGUAAUGCUGGCGCACUUCUGCACCAGCAUCAUACACAGCAGCAACACCAGCAGCAGGGAUACCAGCACCAAAAUCAUCCACAAUUACAGGCAGCAUUAGUUCAAUCAAGUUUAGCGAACCUCCCAGUUAGCACAUUGGCCUCGCUAUUUGCUCUACAGCAGCAGCAGCAG